Messenger RNA from Acanthoscelides obtectus, 834 nucleotides. The record is from the annotation of a GenBank genome assembly. NCBI's taxonomy places the organism in Eukaryota, Metazoa, Arthropoda, Insecta, Coleoptera, Chrysomelidae.
UUUGAAAAAAAUACAUGUUUGCAAUGGCACGAAGUUUUCAAAUUUGCAUAAAAGCAGAUGUUUGAUGUCUUUUCCAGUUUGCGUAUACAUUGCAUACGCAUUGUCUACAUCCACAUUGCGUGGAAAGUGUGGAGUUUACCUUUUUCAUGUUCUACUAAAACUUUUUCGAACUAGAUUGUGAGGUGGUGCUAUGUCUUGGGCACCCCAUCUGACUGCUCUGUUCACUUGGAUCCACGUAGCAGGUACCUUGGCGACAGUACCACUGUUGAUUGAAAAAAUCGAACCAAAUAGUACCAAGGCGAGGGUGUAUACUCUUAAUGCAACUCACCAUGUCGCACUUUUGUUCAGGAACAUACCAAAUCUGAAGACGCCUAAUCCGUUUUUGAUCAAAACGUGGUCGUCAGGUUCUGUAAGCGAACGCUUACCGAUCCUUGUGGUCGCUCAACAGAAAAGGCAAGUUUCAGCGUGGACUGUGCCUCUGACAGUCGAACCUCAAAGAACUCGAGAAGAUUAUUCGGAGGAAGAAAAUAAUGUUGGAAAGACUCUUUUUCAUAACGUUCCAGGAUCAUGUGCCAUGAUUUCAUGCGCGAAAUUAUCAAUGGAGAGUUCUCAACGUUGCCGCUGACGAUCGCCCAGAGUUUCGUGGUGGGUCUGUCGACGUCUUCUCCAACGAAUGUCUCGGUACACGUAGAGCUGGAGGAACAGACGAAGUUCUUCUUGAAAGCCGGCAAGUCGUACACGCUCAGCGUAUCGCCGAGUCAACCGAAGUACGCUUUUAUAAGUUUACGACAAAACUUCCGAUACUGUGGUGGUGGAGGUGGGAUCGGGAGAUGA